GCUUGAGCUUCUGUCAAAAUUCUUUCGAACGUCAAAGGGGAAAAUUUGUUUUACCAAGUGGUUUUAUUGCGAUUUCCAUCCCAAAAUAGCACCUAUAAAUGUGGCAAAUUGCGUGUGACACCACCUUAUGUCGCAAUGACACCGGAAAUUCGCAUGCAUCCCCUAGAUGAGGUCUGCUUGAUGUGCGCGAAGAUCAAUGAGGGGCCCCCAACAGCAAUCUUUGAGACGCCAGAUUUGAUGAAAAUCUUCAACACCGUGACCGGAAUCCAGCUCACACGGGAGGAAUAUCUGCCGGAGAACAUCUGCUUCGCGUGCUCCUUCACCCUGUAUCGCAUGCUGGAGAUCCAGAGGACCAUCAAGAGGAAUAUAAUGCACUUCAAGAUGAACUACCAGUACCGGAACGCGAGCGAGAAGUCCAAGCUUCUGCUCAACACCAGCGUGAUCCGGAACAGCAAUCCCAACGGGCUGAUCAUCUCGGACGUGCGCGGGCAGGUGCAGGUGGCGGACGAUCACCUCCUCUACUCGCCGUACGACGAGACGGCGUGCCUGGCGGGGCGUAGCCCCAAGCUGGACCCCGCCAGCCCCUCCUCCAACACCAGCCGCGCCUCCAACCUGCUGCGCCCCAUCUACAUGAGCGUGGAGAACAUCCGCGACACGGAGUCCGGCGGCGCCAUGUACAGCGGCACGGCGUCUUUCCAGUGCGGCCUGUGCUGCAAGAUCUUCUCCCGCCGCUCGCACCUCACGCGCCACGUGAACAGCCACCGGGCGCAGACCCGCGCCAGCUCCAGGGCCUCCACGGUGCGCAAGAAGAUGGUGUUCAAAUGCCGCGUGUGCGGUGAGUCGUUCGCCGAGAAGCGCACGAUGCUUAGCCACAGAUUGACGCACCGGAGUGAGUUUCCGUGCCACAAUUGCCUUAAAGUCUUCUACCUGCAGCGCGAGCUGGACUGGCACCAGGCCGAGUGCCAGGGGCGCACGAAUGCUGGCCGGCGGAAGGGUCUGGCGCGGCACAACACGCGCCUGAAGAGUGUCGCGCUGGAGCUUGACGAGCUGGAGGAGGAGCAACAGAAGCAGCAGCAGCAACAGCAGGAGGAAGAAGACGUUUUCCGGAUAGAGUCGCUGCGGCUGCUCUCGAAGACGCCCACGCUCUCGGAGAAGCUCCAGAGUGUGCAGAACUGGUGUGACAACGCCACCGGCUUGGCCACAAAUGCCGAACCGGAGGCUGAGCCUGAAUCUUCCGCGGAAGCACAGCCAGCGGAGGAAGUUGAGCAGCCUGAGCGACCACUUUAUGAGGCUGAUGACGAUGCGAGAUCCACAAUUUCGCGAUUCACGUCUGUGUCGCAGAAGACAACGUACUCGUGCUUCUCGUCGCGCAGCUACUGGUCCGGCACGAGCAUCUCCGUGCGCACGGAUUACAGCUACAAGACGGCCAAGACGAUGCAGACGCUGAAGACGGAGCGAGAACACCUUCAAUCGCGUCGCAUCACGCGCUCAGUGACGAAUAGAAUCAAGAAGAUCGACAUGGAGAUCAAGGUGAGAGAGUUGCCCAGGAGAUCCUUUCGCUCCAGCAAAUCUCAAUUGUCUUCGCGCCGUCAUCAUGACAUCACGAAGAGAGCGAAACUGGUGAAGAGCAACAGCACAACUGUGCUUCCGGACGCCUUCACGUGUGAUUGCGCCUUCACGUCGAAGAAUCUGCAGGAGUUCAUGGAGCACGAGAUCGACUACCACAAUAAUUUGGCUCUGUUCGCGUGUCGGGAGUGCAAAGAGAGAUUCACGCAGAGGCGCUUCCUGGAGAAGCACAAGGAGGUACAUAAUAGAAUCUACACGUGUGUUUGGUGCUUCACGAAGUUCGUGAAUGAGGCUGAGCUGAAGGUGCAUUUGAGGAUGCAUUCGCUGAAUUCCAUCGCGUGCAACUUCUGCGAGGCGUCAUUCAUCACGUACAAGGAGUUGAAGGAGCAUUUGGAUGAUAUGCAUUGGAAGGAGAAUGAGAAAUCCAGUCGCAAGUCGUGCAUUCUCAUCCGGACGGGGCAGAAGAGGAGGAACACAGUGGAAGUGGGCAAGGAGUAUCGCUCAAUUGAGUUGCCUCAGCGAUCGCCACUGAAUCGGCGUCGCACGACGUCUUAUUCGCAAUACAGGGCGAUUCGUCUGGGCUCAGUGUGCAGGGAGAGAUCGCCGGAUGACAUGGCGAUGGCGCCGGUGGAGGCAGCGCCGCCGCCGCGGGAGCAAAUCCAACUGCCGGUGGCAAUGGACAUCUGUCGCUACAGCACGCCAUCGCCGCAGAUCAGCGAGGAGCGCGGCAGCAGCAUUGCCAAGAUGACCAACACGCCGCCGCCGAGUCUGGAGGAGCUUGGGCUGUUCGACACGAACUUCCCUCUGACCAAUGGCAGUGCGGAGCACGCGGAGGAGGAUGAGGAGGAGCACGCGUCGCCCGUGGCGAGUCCCACGGGGCGACGGAAACGCUCACGCUCGCGAAUCACACUUGCGCAUCGCGUGACACGGCAGACGCUGGCGCAGCCGCAGAUGCGCAACGGCUGUGACAACAUCCUGCCGCCGUACGAGUCCUGGCCCAUGUACAGAUCCUUCAUCACUGUGAAGACGGGUGUCCUGCCGCAGCCCUGCCGCAUGACGUGAAGCCCGAGUGUGUGGUUUUUUUGUGUGACAAAAUGCCACUUUGGCUGAUGAAUUUCAAGAGUGCAAAAGUGCUUUCGCGUGACGAAGAAAGAGAAGGAGAAGGAGAAGAAAAAAGGUCUCAAUAUUGUCCUGACAGAGUUCUCAAAAGUAUGAUAAUAAGUAUGAAAUAAGGAAUGUGUAUAUAAAAUGGUUAAAACGUUAAAAAAGAAAGGAUAUUUCUAUGAAAUUUUUAUUGGAAUGUUGAAUUGGAAAAGAAAGAAAUUUUGUAUUAUAACCAAUUUUUUAUAUAUAUUUUCUCUCCAACUUUCUCUUGAAAAGAAGUAAAAAGAAAUUUCGUUAUAAGUUAUUAAUCAAUAAGAGAGAGAGAGAAAAGCAAUAACGAGUUUCGUUUCUUUUUAUUUUGGAUUUUUUUUUUUUUAGAAAAGAUAAUUAUCAGGAUUUUAGUCUUAAAAACAAAAUAUUUACCAUUAAGUAAUAUUUUUUCGGCAUUGAGCUUUAAAACCCUUUUUCAUCAUAGCAAGAAGUUUUAGCAAUAACAAAAAAAAACGCUGUGCUAAAGCGCGAACCUCAGUUUGACAUGUGUAAACUUUACUUUUAAUGAAUCAUCUAAGCCUGCUUUAUCUAGUCAUCCGUAGAAUCUUCAUAAGCUAAUCUUAUUAUAUUAGUUUUUUCGUGUUAGAAAUUUAUCACACAGGAAAUAUGUUUUAAAAAAUCGCAAAGGAAAAAAUCUCUGACUGACAUUUUGGGGCCACCGCGAAUUGACACAAUUAUAAGUAAAAAAAAAAACGAGUAAAACAUAACAUAAUGUUGUCUUGCCAAAAA
This is a messenger RNA of Phlebotomus argentipes, 3450 nucleotides long. Its product is annotated as zinc finger protein 236-like. The record is from RefSeq and is a predicted model, not a curated record. The transcript is spliced from 4 exons. Gene Ontology annotation, molecular function: zinc ion binding. Bases 136 to 2628 code for a protein of 830 amino acids. Gene Ontology annotation, cellular component: nucleus. NCBI's taxonomy places the organism in Eukaryota, Metazoa, Arthropoda, Insecta, Diptera, Psychodidae.